Molecule: messenger RNA, 4818 nt
Organism: Cavia porcellus (domestic guinea pig)
Lineage: Eukaryota; Metazoa; Chordata; Mammalia; Rodentia; Caviidae
Gene: Nmnat2
Product: nicotinamide nucleotide adenylyltransferase 2
Exons: 12
Coding region: 291-1136 (281 amino acids)
Biological process (GO): NAD+ biosynthetic process
Cellular component (GO): Golgi apparatus
Molecular function (GO): nicotinamide-nucleotide adenylyltransferase activity; nicotinate-nucleotide adenylyltransferase activity
Source: RefSeq, a predicted model, not a curated record
UUAGAGUCCACAUCAUCCAGCGCCGAGCCUCGCCUUCCUUUCUCCCUCUGCAGACAUAUCGAGACACAAAAAGAGAGGCAACCCCCGGACCACCCGAGGGCCCACCCGGACCAUGACGGAGACCACUAAGACGCACGUUAUCCUGCUGGCCUGCGGCAGCUUCAACCCCAUCACCAAAGGGCACAUUCAGAUGUUCGAUGACAAGCUUGACAUUGAGCCAUGUGUAGAGAAGGUGACAGAGUUGUCUUGAACGCCUCAUUGCUGAACUCUUGCAAAGGCCUCUGUAAUGCAUGAAAGAAAGAGCCAGAGACUAUCUGCACAAGACGGGAAGGUUUAUUGUGAUUGGCGGCAUCGUCUCCCCUGUCCACGACUCCUAUGGGAAACAGGGCCUCGUGUCAAGUCGGCACCGUCUCAUCAUGUGUCAGCUGGCAGUGCAGAACUCCGACUGGAUCAGGGUGGACCCGUGGGAGUGCUACCAGGACACCUGGCAGACGACCUGCAGUGUGCUGGAACACCACCGGGACCUCAUGAAGAGGGUGACCGGCUGCAUCCUCUCCAACGUGAACACACCUUCUAUGACGCCUGUGAUCGGACAGCCACAGCACGAGACCCCCCAGCCCAUUUACCAGAACAGCAAUGUGUCCGCCAAGCCCACAGCAGCCAAAAUCUUGGGGAAGGUGGGAGAGAGCCUCAGCCGGAUCUGCUGCGUGCGCCCGCCAGUGGAGCGCUUCACCUUCGUAGAUGAAAAUGCCAAUCUGGGCACGGUGAUGCGGUACGAGGAGAUUGAGCUGCGGAUCUUGCUGCUGUGUGGCAGUGACCUGCUGGAGUCCUUCUGCAUCCCGGGGCUCUGGAAUGAGGCAGAUAUGGAAGUGAUUGUUGGGGACUUCGGGAUUGUGGUAGUGCCCAGAGAUGCAGCUGACACAGACCGAAUUAUGAAUCACUCCUCAAUACUCCGCAAAUACAAAAACAACAUCAUGGUGGUGAAGGAUGACAUCAACCAUCCCAUGUCUGUUGUCAGUUCAACCAAGAGCAGGCUGGCCCUGCAGCACGGGGAUGGCCAUGUCGUGGAUUACCUGUCCCAACCAGUCAUCGACUACAUCCUCAAGAGCCAGCUGUACAUCAACGCCUCUGGCUAGCAGCCGCUCAGCUGUCUGCUCCACUCUCCCCUCGUCCUCUGCCGACACAUCGGCCCCUCCAAUCUCUGUGGGUCCCCCAGUCUCUCUCCUGCCUCUGUUUCUCCAUCUUCUCAUCUUGACUGUUCUCUCUACUGCUGACUUAACCCCCCACAGUGUGGGGGACCUGCAUUCCCCAUUCCACAGUCAUCUUUGGACAAACUUUCCUCUAGUCUCUGGGUUGGGGGUGGGAGAGGGAAUAGGGAUUAGGGAUGGGAGUUGGGGGAAGUGCAGUCCUUGGAGAUGUACUGAUACUCAUUUCCCAGCAUGCUCUAGAGAGGCGGCUCUGGGGCCCAUCCUCCCAGCGUGUUCUGUGGAGGCGGCUCUGGCUCUCGCCUUCCCAGCAUGCCCUUUAGCACAAAGGGCUAUUUUUUUUCUUUCUAUUUAUUUAUUUUUCCUGUUCACUUCUUGUAGAAUUUGGAUGAAAUCAGUGUCUAUGGUUCUUUACGUUUGUAGUAGUCCUAAUGCACUCCUGUGGUAUGACUUCCCUUCCGGUAGGACACUGUAGCCAGCCUCAGCACUUGGGAAGUGCGUGAGGGCCAUGCCCAGCAGGGAAGGCUGAGCCACCUCCACUUCCCCCACACACGUCUACACACAGCAGCAGCAGCAGCAGCAGCAGCAGCAGCAGCAGCAACAACCUUUAGUCAGGAGUCAGAUUUCCAGGUUCCAAAACCUGUAAAUGAAUGCUGGAAUGGUAGGGCUUCUCAGACUUUGAGUUCAUCCCCUUAGUUUCAAAAGACCAGUUUCCUGAUGCCUUAGAGCUAUAAUUACACAGAGCCAGUCUGUACUCAUUUCAGUACAUUGAUCUACAUGGGCUGUGGCCAGUUGUCAUUGUGUGGGUUUCAAAUGUCAGCCCAGGAGCCUCAGCCGUUGGAUACCAUGCUUAGACCUGUUCUUGCAUCUGAGAAAAAUCACAUAGGCAAAGCCAAAAAUCCUGAUAACCAAGGGUGUUUUUUUUUUUGUUUUUUUUUUUUUUUGUCUAAAAAAAAUGCUAGGAAUUCACUCAACCCUCAAGAUCUUCACUAAUUAGAAUUAUUUAUUGCCCACUUGGCUCGGGAUUGUCUCUGUCAUAAUGGAAGUCCAAAAUAAUCUAGGAGAAAUUUGUUGCCUUGAAAAGAACUGAUCUGUCUCAGUCACUCCUUAGGUUGUGUUGAAGUCCAGUUUUUUUUUGAGAAACAGUACCUGGUUUGUGGGCCUGGUCCCAACUCCUGCACAGCCCAAGGAGACCCUCCUGAUGAGGGAAUGGAUUCAAAAAAGAGAGAUCGCAAAGGCAUCAGGAGCCACUGAGCUAUUUCACUCAUUUCUCCUUCAUUCUUUUCUUCCUCUCUGGCCCUGGAGAAGCAUUCGAUAGAUUAUGUUCUGCAUAUUAAGCCUUCCCUCAUGUCCUUCUUAGGGAGCUCAAAAGAAAUGACUCUCUUUGUAUCUCUCAUGCAGUCUCUGGCUGUUGGGUUUCUGGUUGUCCUCAGUGGAAUAGUCCCCAGGUAUCUGGUGUGAACUGUGGUCCAAGUGGGGCUGGAAAGUAGGGACAACAGUGAUUGCCACUCAUGUCACAUCUUCAGCAUUUUUCAGUUGUCUCCAGGAAAGAGAAGUGAAGUCAACAGGAAAACAUGACAGAGGAGCAUCCCAAAGGGUGUUGUGUCUCUUGGAUUAUAAAAAUAAUCUUCAGAGAAAGGAAGGAAAACCUUAUUUUGGGGCCUCAGAGUCUGGCUAGGAAUCGUGGACUAAUGAACAGGGGGGAAAAAUGUUUAGAGGUCACUUGCUCCAACAUUGUCCUUUAUAGGCAAAGGAGCAGAAAUCUGUGGGUUAAAUUGCUGGUCCCAGGCCACACAUCAGGUGCAGAAACAAAAGGGUGAAACAAAAAAAGACAGGGAGCUGCAAUUCCUAGAGAAAAAAGGUGUUUGGGGAGUUUAUGGACAAGGUUUAUGAGAUCCUGCAUGAGCAGACCUGAGAAAGACUGUAGAUUCCUUCUGUUCCUUUGGUCCACUCUAUUAUUCUGCUGGAUGCUGGUCAGACCCCAUUUAGUCCACGGACCCUGGGAGGGCCUGAGCUGGCUCUUCACCCUCUGUGUGGGGAGGACGGAAUGUGGGAGCUGGGAGGGAGAGUGAGGGGAGUGAAGAGGGGCAAGCGAAGUCGGUUUUUCAGAAUGAAUGUGGCAGGUCAUAUGCAGGUAUAGCACAGGGGUGGGUUAAACACAGCUUCCCUUUAAUGACAGGAAAGUGAAUUCCCUUUCAGGUAGAAAUCCUGUUUCCCACUGUCCUCCAUUCUGCCGUUGCUGGAGGAAGAUCAGAGUACCUUUCAGAAUCCAGGGCAGGGCAUGGACUGUGACCAGCAAUAGCCAAUGCCAGAAAGAUGGUUCACAAUUUUAAAUGGUAGCCCAGGUGCCACCAGAUGGCCUCUAGGCAUAACUCCCUUCCGGGGCCCUGCUCCUUCGGUUCAAGGCCAACCCAUGCCCAGCAUGGCCGAGAGAGGGCGAAAGUAUGAACUGGAAUGAUCAUGUCAAGAGAGGUCUGAAACCUCAUUUCCUGCAACUGAUAGAAAAAGAUCUUUUCCAUUUUUCUGAAUGUGGCUGAUGAAAGAACAGCCAGGAGGAAAGCCCUUUGUGCUGGUGAUGCUCUCCUCAAGAAACGGGCUCCAGGGCGUUCUGUGCUGCGAGCAGGUACCUCAGUCACACACAUCCCAGCCCCAGGCCGCUGCUGGGCCUUUAGCUUUCAUUCUCCUUGCAUGUCUGUGGGAUCAGGGAAGAAAGUCUCUUACUGAAGUGCCUGAAACCAGAGCUAGAGCUUCUCGAGAUGCGGGUCUUCCUGUCUCCUGUCUCGGCGUGGCUAGCCUUUCCCCAGCAGGCUCUAGUCUCAAGCUCCAGCUUCUCAGAAAGAAUUAAAGAACUUGCUGUUCAAAUUAAGUUGAAAGUAAGACUAAAUAGUCAAAGUACAGCAAAAGGCAGAGAAUUACAGGGAGAAACUCGUACUACUGUCCAAAUCUACUCUCCCCAAAUUGAUACAUACACACACUUUUUGGGAACUAAAGAGAGAAGCAUAUUGUGUAUCUUUUAUUCAUCAAAAGAGUAACGCAAAAACAAAACUGCAGAGUAUGAAAAGCUCAGGAUCUCUCCCAAGGAUACAGCAAGGGAGCCAACAGGUGAGAUGGGAAGGAAGGAGGGACUGAUUUUGUAGCUCAGAUACUUAGGACACCUUAGAAGUAGCAUCUUGUGAUGAUGAACAUGCUCUGCCAAAUUCACCCAGUUUGCACCUCCCUGUAGCUGCCCAGUAAACUCCACUCUUCAUGUGUAGUGUAAAUUUGGAGUGUCCCAGGGUCUGUCCAGUUAGUUAGAAAUGAGUUACAGCUCUUUCCCUCUACCUUCCGUUGAGUCUCUGGGCCCAGAACUCAACUUGAGCUUCUUGGCCCCUUGGGUUGGCAUAGAAAGGAGGAAACAUUUUUAGAAUCAUUUUUUUGGAUCAUAUAAUUUGCCAUUUUAAGAGUAAAAUUUGUGUUCUGGAAAACAAUUAAUGAAUAAAAACUACAUUCGAGUUGCAAUACCAUUUCACAGUGAAAUAUUUUGAGUAAAAUUUUGUUGCUAGGAUAGUCAUGGACAAGAGUUUUAUCAGCAAAAUGUUUCAAUUAUGUUAAUAAACAAGACAAUGCUACUGGA